This is a messenger RNA of Meloidogyne enterolobii, 867 nucleotides long. The record is from the annotation of a GenBank genome assembly. NCBI's taxonomy places the organism in Eukaryota, Metazoa, Nematoda, Chromadorea, Rhabditida, Meloidogynidae.
GAAAUGCGACGUAUGCGGAUAAACAAUCUCUUCAUUGUCACGGCAGCAUUAUUUGUAAUUAUAAUGCUUUAUUUAGUUACACCCCCAAAAGUAUUAUUUGAAAGAUCAAGUCUUCCAAUUUCACCUUUAGAAGAACUAAUUCCUCUUAUGCCUACUUCAAUACCUGAGAAAGUCCAUGUUCACGUCAAGAAUGAAGGGAGGGAAGAUAAAAAGAAUGGAGGGAAGGAGGAUAAGAAGAAGGAGGGGAAGGAGGAUAAGAAGGAUGGAGGGAAGGACCAUGACCAUAAAAAAGAUGUCCAAAUAAAAAAAGUUGUUGAUCCGGUUAAAUUUAAGAAGGAAAAAGAGCCGUUAGCUAAAAUUCAGGAGGAAAUUGCUAAAUCUGAUAAAGAAUUUAAUCCAGAUUUGGAUGAAAUUAAUAAAAAAAUUUGGAAUUCGAUUAAGAAUGAAAUUAGACACUCAAAGGAACGUAUAGACUGUAAAAGAAUAAUUAAGGGAGAAGAGGAUUAUAUAAAACUCGAAGCAAAAUCUAGAUUAACAUAUAAAGAUCCAGAAAAUUUAUUAAUGGAUUGUAAAUCAAUUAAAGAAAGAAAUUAUUUUUUGGAAAAACCUUUAUCUACUGAAGAAGGGAAAUAUCCAUUGGCUUAUGCAAGAAUUGUUUAUGAAAGUUAUAGAUUUUUGGAAGCAGAAUUUGCCACAAAUUAUCAACCCCAAAAUUGGUAUUGUUUUGCUGUUGACUCGCAACUUGAAGAUGAACAUUUUUUUCAAAGAAUAAAGUCAUUGGCUAAGUGCUUCCCAAAUGUUAUUGUUCCAACAAAAAGAUUUCCUGUAGAUAGUGAUGGUAGAUUUCCCAUUUAUGCGAUUUAUUAG